UCUGCGUGUGUAUUUGUGUCUUAAUAAUCUCUUGUCCGAAAACAGAUCUUCGUUUCCUACAAAUCACUCUCCUUCUCCUCCUACCAUUCUUACGUUACUGGAGCUGAUCUUAAAGAUUUCGGAUCGUAUUCAUGGAUGGAGAAGGUUUCGCCGGAAAGGCGGCUGCUGAAGCCAAAGGAUUGAACCCGGGACUAAUCGUGCUGCUUGUUGUCGGAGGUCCGCUUGUUGUGUUCCUUGUCGCCAACUACGUGAUGUACGUGUAUGCUCAGAAGAACCUACCCCCGAGGAAGAAGAAGCCAGUUUCUAAGAAGAAGCUCAAGCGGGAGAAGCUGAAGCAAGGGGUCCCUGUGCCUGGAGAAUAAAUACCCACCUUAGCUUUAACUCUGUGCCUUGUUCAAAUCUGGAUAAAGGUUAUAAUUGUCAUCAAAUUUCACACCUUUUUGUUUGUUUGUUUUCGUAACAUUUUGCUUCCUUUACUUGUGUCAUGAGUUCUGUAUGAUUUCACAUGGGACAGCAUUAAUGUUUAGUUUUGCCUUCACAUA
Brassica oleracea var. oleracea is the source of this 542-nucleotide messenger RNA. Its product is annotated as DNA-binding protein S1FA1. The record is from RefSeq and is a predicted model, not a curated record. Lineage: Eukaryota; Viridiplantae; Streptophyta; Magnoliopsida; Brassicales; Brassicaceae. Gene Ontology annotation, cellular component: nucleus. Bases 132 to 362 code for a protein of 76 amino acids. Gene Ontology annotation, biological process: regulation of DNA-templated transcription. The transcript has 2 exons. Gene Ontology annotation, molecular function: DNA binding.